Messenger RNA from Porites lobata, 22908 nucleotides. The record is from the annotation of a GenBank genome assembly. Lineage: Eukaryota; Metazoa; Cnidaria; Anthozoa; Scleractinia; Poritidae.
CUAUGAGGGAGCCUCGUGAUUUGUGAUCUCUCCUUACUCUAACUUCAGGUAAUCAGUUCUUAUUUACAUUUUGAAAUGUUUUGUUUUUUAAGUGUGCGAAUUGGUUUAAUGCGCAACUACUGUCGCCAAAAUGCCUUGAACCCAUGUUGAUCCGAUUGGGUUUUAAAGCUCAGUUCCGUUCCCGCUGCCACAACUUACUUCUUGGAAACUGUAUUGCCUAGAUUCAUUCUAAAGUUAGAUUCAAGCCGUGUAGUGCGUUUAGAAGGGUUACAAUAGAAAGUGUGUUUGUUCAUUGUAUACAGUAUUUGUUCAUUUGGCGUGGCAGGAUCACCUGAAACUGAACCGUAAGUUUCAUUUAACCAGACUGUUUUCAGGCUUUUCUGUGGAGGUGCUUCCUUCAUGUUUAUUACGAAUCAUUUCAGUUACAUUUAACACAGACACAUUCGCCGCAGCGGCUCUGUUCUUCUAAACAAAAUCAUCAUAAAAUUAUUAGACCCUUCUCCUCUAAAACGUGACGUCUCCGCUUUGUUAGACACACACUUCAUGCGAAAAUAAACUUUGCCCUCAGUGUUUGACAGAGUCUCAUCCAGGAUGCCGACUGAGUUUGGUUCAAUACGUUAAGACUCUGGAAAUAGUUUUGCAUUUGUUCAACCUUAUAUUCAUACAAUUCGAGACAUUAAUUAAUGAACAAUGAUGUAAUAAUUUGAUGACCUGACACAUAAAGUGCCCAAAGACUAGCUAACUGAUAAAUUUCAAAUAAAUCUUCGAGUACUUUGAUUGUUUUUAAUUCCAGUUCUAAAAGUCGAUAAAAUUAGGUAAGUUUAUAGAACAAAAACAAGGAAGAAGCUGCCGCCGCCCAUUUAUGCUGUGUAUCUCUACAUCUCAGAGCCCACUUGUUUGGUUUAUUUCAGAUUACCCCUCUCUUUUGUUUUUCUUUUCUUCGCCUUUAUCUUUUUCAGUUCUCACUUAGUUAACAACUGUCACUUCCUGUUAACUCUCCUAUUAAAGAAAACGUUAUCAAUUUAAACGAAAUUAAGGAAAGAGAAUGCCAAGGGAAUGAGUCAACUGUCCCAUUUUAUCAAAUCGACUCAAAACCUGUCCAUUCAAAUACUUAAUUCUGUCCACAAAAUCAUGCAUAAAUAUGAAUUUUCCAUGCAACAUCAGGGUUUUCACUCUGGUCGGGGCUUUACGUUACUUGCAUAGUUCCCAGUUCAUUUGUCAUCCUUGACAUAAUGACCAGGAGAUAUCCCACGGUUAAUCCUAAGUAUCAGGCAUUUCUGGUGGAAAAGGAUGAGAAAGAAGUGAAAAUUAAUAUCCUCUCCCAUAACCCCUAUGGAAGGCCCCACCCCACCCCCAGUGGGGCAAUUACUGUUAGCGAUCAAGAUUCAGUCACUCGACCGUCAAAAAGGAUGCAAUAAUUCCAACUGCAUCUAUGGGAUCAACAUAAGAAAUUGCCCCACCUACCCCUCCCCUAACCUAACGUUUCGCUAACAUUGGGUUGAGGCUGCCAUGCAUGCCAUUGCUCAACUGACUUAAGCGUUUCGCUCUUUUUGCGGAGGUAAACUAUUGACUUUUUCAAUUUAAUUAACGUUGGUAAAAACCAAUUUUUUGUGUCCGAAUAAAGGUUUCCCUUCCCAGCCUGUAGAACAGUGUUAUUUAUUGCGCCUUGAACACACGAAAACUAAAAUGAAGAUCCUGAAAGUAUGCUGGGCUUGACAAAAUUACGCGUGUGGCCCAAUAUCAGGCGCAGUAUCUACAAUCGUGACAGCUACAGCUAAGCCGCAUUAACCUUUUGAAUUCCCAGGGUUAGUUUCAAGUUAGAGCGAGGCGCCAAGGGAAAUGGGCUGUGCCAUUGAUGGGCUCCUGGCUGUGCUUGGGUUUAUCACUCUCUUAGUCUAAUACUGAGGAGGAGAGACUUGUUAAAGAGUGGUACAGGCUGCGUGUAAUGCUAUGAAAAUUAUGGUGUUAAUGGUGAGGUUUAGCAAACUUACAAACAAUUAAAUAUACGAAUAUACUAAUUUAGUCAAACUCAUCAAUAAAUCACGAAGAGAGAAAAUCACUACCAUACCGAUCGAUUUGCAUAAUUAUCAAAUACUACAAUGCAAUUCAAUACGGAACCGCAAAAUUUGGUGAAAUUUAGCUUUAAACUUCUUUAUGUAUUGUUCAUUUGGGAAGCUCAGCUAUAUCAAACACUCCUCUCUGUGUUUCGGUUUUAAAUGAGAACCGCUCCUUAGUUUGAUCCACUUUUCGGUGGUCUGGAUUUCGGAUGAAUGUCCAUGGUUAGUUUCUCCUCGUUUCUUCAAAGCUUUCUCAUGGAUCGAACGGAUCUUGCCGUACGAUGUAUGUUGCAUUUUACAAAUCAUUUCAUGUAGACGUUUCAAUAUCAAUUGAGGACUUUUGUUCUGAAAAUGAUAUUUCCCUUCCAAGAUAGAAAACUGGAAAUCGAUACAAUGAUGUCCCAGGAGGUCCUCCUCCGACUUUUUGAUGGGGGUGUGUCACCCAGUUUUUCAAAUUCUGACCCUGAUUUCAGGUACAUACUUGAUAAAGAAUAAACGGCAAAAACUGUGGACGAAGAACCUGCUGGUAGUCAACUUUGGAUCAAAAGAGAUCUACUCAGAUAGAUCGAUGAGGUAAGGUAAAUUCAAUAUAGAAAAGUGAUCAGUACAGGCGGUUUAGCAUCUGCUUGAUAACAGACCACCAAAAGAACUAAAAAGACGUCUUCCUGUUUUGACGAAAAGUUUCUCUAUUUGUCGGAAGUCUCACAUCCACACUAUGUAACUCAUCCAAGUGCUGAUCACUUUUUAAUCGUUUUUAAAAGCGUCACUGCUCUAGUUUUGCAUUUAUUGUUGUUGUUGUUGUUGUUGUUCAGAGCCCAUUGUGCGCGAUCAUAAAGUGAUUUUGCAUUAAGAAGUGUUUCCUUUACGAAGAGAACCAACAUCAUUCAACACUGUGAAAGAACCGUAAAAAACAGAGAAGAGUUUGCAAGAGAAAACAUUAGUAAUAAUUAUCCAGAGACGGAGAAGUUAGAUAGUAAUUUGCAUCUUUCUUGUUCUCUAGAACAAAUAGGGACUGAUUUUGCGAUUUAACGUUUGUAACGUACUCGAGAAAAUAGAAACAUAUAUGAAAGCUGUAGUUGUGUUGAAAAUCAUGCACGCGGGACGCCACUGCUAUCAUAUCAGUCGACGUCAUCUUCCGUAAUAAUCUCGCCACCAAUUCUACUGUCACACUCGAGAGAGUAUGUACAGGAAAUUGCAUCUCCGUUCCGACCUUGAAGUAAAAGAUAAGGAUAAAGCUCACGCGUUUCUUUAAAGCCAUUUAAAAACAAAUAUUUUCAUAUACAGUAUAUCCCAUCUUUUCUAUCACUUUUGCUUUAGUAGGACUCCAUUACGCAAGCUUACUGAGAUAACUGAAAAUUGCUAUCCACCGAAGUUUGUAAUCAAAUCACCCCAGUUCUGGAAUAAUAGGUGUUAUCGAUGAUUUGUUACCCUUUCAUUAAAACCAUUUGAAAAAAAAGUAAUAUUAAUAGUAAAUGCAGUCUGCAAAGCAAACUAAACUGGCAGAUGUGCAUCUGAUAAAGAAACGAGGGCGAUAAAAAAUUGCCGUCGUGGUAAGUGAGUCUUGACAAUACGAGUCCGUUUUCUACGAGGGCAACCAACCCAUCUCGAAGAAUAAUAAUUUAGCAACCACGUUGCACAAACCUAAACUAUUCCAAACAGAGUUAAAUUUAGAAAUAAUUAUCGUAAACGAUAUUAUCACUGAUUUCUUGUUAACCGCUCACAGAUAGACCAAUGUAAGGCAUUCUUCUAAUCGUUACACUUGACAUUUUGAUUACUUUGCUACGUUGCAGCAGAAAAACAAACCAAAAUUCGAUUUUAUCUCAGGUUAGCUGAUCAGGGGUGCAUUUGAGAUGAUGCAAAAAGGAAAUCAUUUGUGAGCGAAUACUUAAGUGAUUUAGUUAUCUGACCCUUCCCCGAACAAGCUGAAUGUCCUUGCGGAUGGGCUCUCUGGUUAUCUUUGAUUUCCUGACUUUCCGUACGGUAUAAAUCGAUCUGUGACGUGUUUGGGGGUAAAGUGUUAUCUAAGAUACCUUCUGAUGAAACCGUGAUAACGAGACUUAAUAAACAAGUUCUCAUUUAAAUACUCUGUUAAAAUUCCAACCUGACAGCUGCUGUCUCGUUAGCAGCGAGAUAACAACCCCGUUGGAGUAUCACCGCGUGCAAACAAGCCUUUAUUUACCUACACAUAUUUACUCUCUUAGCAGAAUAAGAGCAAAAGCAAAGAGUUAUUAUUUUAAAAAAUGGUUUCUUUUGUUGUGUUAGACGUAGUUUAAUCAUUUUUAUUGGUUGAUUGGUUUUAUGGUUUUGGUUCCAUGAGUGUGUGGUCUUGAAAGGUUGAAAAAUGAGCUCAAGUUCCGACACAAAGGAUGUGUUAAUGGUGCUCUGACAAGAUCUCCGAAUACUGCCAAGGAAUUUAGCCCAAUCCACGUACGUCGCAAGCACGCUAAAGUGAUUUUAUUUUGACUGUGCCCCAGUAAAGAUUAAAACUCUUGGAUCAUCACGUACACAGAAAUCAAUUCAGGAAAGCUAACGGACACGACAGGAAAGCUCAGCCCUCGCUUAGCAAAGAGUAAGUCGUAUAGUUAGUCCUUGGCCAAUUUUGUUCAACUUUAUAUCAACAGGAUUGUCCUAGCAAUCUUCUUGGCACAAUAUACUUGUAGUACUUUAUUUACCAAUCCUCUAUAGUAGAGAGGAUAAUUCUAAGCUAUUUAAAACCACCAAAAGGACUUUAUUAGAAGGGUUCAUCCUUUAGCACGCUCUAAAAAAGUCAAAGUAAGUCAAAAGAGUUUUCUCCAGUUUGAAUCACAGCACGGUGGAUUUCUAUGAAAUGUAACAUAGUCAUGCUUAGUGCCCUUUGAAAUAUUAUACUAGUCGUUAUAUAAGGUCUAUUAGCACUCUGCCGUAGUACAUUGUAGUACAAGAACCGACGAGCGAUCGAAGAGUCUCAACUUUAAACUGACAAAAUUCUCUGCUCUGCUGUCUUGUUAGCAUGCAUGACAAAGUGUAAAAGGAAAUCUCUUCCCCCGGUUAUAUUUAACGCAAAAAUGUCUUCUGAUGACAACGUAACGUGAUAUGGAAUCGUAUUUGUCUUGAUGCUAACAAGACUGGUUGAUAAUAGUUUACUUUUAGCUCGGGGUAGGUAAUGCAUACUUGAAUUUUCUUUAUCUCUGCUGCUUUGAGAUAACCUUCUUGCCGAACAACAGCCUCACUGAUCUACAUACAAUUAAGCUGGAAUCCGCAAAACGAUUAUCCAAAGGUAAAGACAACCAAAACAAACAAACAAACGAUGGUAAUGCAAUAUGCUGCUAGUCGUUCAGUUCGAUAAGAGAACUUUACACUCACGUUUUUUACCCAUAAAAUUCAUCUCUUUCUUUUCCUCACGUGGAACUUAUCAGAUUGCCUGCAAACAGAAGCCUCGCUCUCGGGUUUUCCAUGAUCAUUUCUGUUGUUUUACAGGUGGUGGGUGAUGUAGGGGGAGGGGGGGGAGGUUAAAUGGUGGGGGGAGGGGGUAAAUGGUGGGGGGGUGACAGGUUCUGAGGGCCAGGACUCAUGAGUGCAAGGUUCAUGCUACUCUCCUCUUUAAUUUUACUGAUGGGUAAUCACUCAUCCUUUUUCAAGGGCUUAAGAAAUACAGUAUGUGGUGUUUCUUUUACUAGAAUAAAAUUCUUAUUAUGUUCUGAUGAAAUAGAUGCAAGGAAGAGAGAAUCCUGUUCCCCUUCGUGGGUCUCCUUACAUGAUGCCUAAUUAUGAGCAAUACAUGAAACAGUUAACACAGUGACUGCUCUCGAGGGAAACAGUUAAUUUUGCUUCCUGGGAAGCCGAGGGAAACAUUGAGAUUCGGGAUUCAAGUGUUGUUAUAUAGCUUGAGAUUCGCAGUGAUUUGCUAUUAGCUGGAAAUUCAUUAAACCUGUCUGUAACGGCGGUCGUCGGUCAACAAUCGCGGGUAACAGUGGGCUGUUACCCUCUGACGUCAUAGAUUUUGCAGUGUUGCUCGCUCAGCGAUUUUUGCGGGAAACAGUUUCAUAGACCCUGAAUACAGUACUCACUUCGUGAUCCAUCACCAGAAACCGUCUGACCUGAUUCAUUUGAUGCCCUCUAUUGAAUUUUGCCAGAAAAAUUGACUGGCGCUCUUCUCUGGUCGCAAUAUAUUCAUCAUCAAAAUCAUAUUUCUUCAUUUCAUAUCACCAUCAUCGUCAUCUUCACUUUUGCAUGCUUUUGCAUGUAUUCGGUUAAAGCAAACAAUUAAAAAUCUGAAAGGCGCCACCCGAAAGGGGUACCUUUUUCAGACUUCAGGUACAUGAAAGAGAAGAAAAUUCGCUAGUUGAAGUCAAGAGAGAAUAAGCUCAUUAUCUCUUGUUGAAGUAUAUGAGUGGGCAGGGAAAUCUGCGAUUGCCAUCUGUGAAAGGACCUAAAACUGAAGACGUAUUUUAUGGCUAUGAAAAAGGCAAGUGUCUGUUUUAGUGGUUUAUUCGCGCUUAAAAGACGAUGCAUUUAUAAUUACAGUUCUUAAAAGGAAUCGGCAGGGUUCUAAACUAUUAUGUGAAAGGGGUAUCAUUUGUCAAUAGAAGGUAUACGAAAGGGGUCCCUUAUCUGUCAAAAAUGGUAACCUGUAUAUGAGUAAGGUGCUGGACCUCGCGGCGGGGCCUUCCCGUAUGAAAUUUUGUUGAGAACCCCCCUCUCUUCCCCGGGAAAAAAACCAGAACCGUAGUAGUCAGUAUAUUGCCAUGAAUCAUACUACCACCUCUGAAAGUUUUGUAAGCAAAAAUAUCAUUUCUCUGACUUUGAACCGAGCUCGAGAUCCGUAACUGUUAGUCACGGACCGACCAUAAAUCAACAGGAAAAAUUUCUAGGGUUAAAUGGGCGCGGGUUGUACACUACAGUGGACUUAGUAGGGCCCUCAAAACUAACCAAUCACAGCGCGAGUACUAACUGAGAGAUAUAAUAUCCGUUUUACUGCAUAGCCGUGAUCAAGCAGAGUUAUAACUUAAGCUAAUAUUUGCUUAAGAUGUAGAUUAGCAGAGCAGCUUGGAAGGACACUUAGAAAUGUAAGAUUAAACGAAAAAAGAAAGUUAUAGAAAUCGGAUUAUAUCAGAUUUCAUAAGGCUAGACUGAGAGCAGUCUCUUAUUUUUCUUUGCAAAGGUACUGCACGCGAAACCUAAGCACGCGAGUGGCGAAUUAAGCCGCGAGCCGCGAGAAACGACGGCGUCUCGUCUCAAUCCCUCGUAAUAACAACGUCGUGGUUUGCAAUCGCGCUGGAUGAGAUAAGAACUAGACGGAUUUUAAGGGAAAAGGCGGACUGCAAGCCUGUCUAUCUUAAGGCAAUUUGCCUGGUCACAAAAUAGGUUGCUGUCAUUUCGGAUACUCUGAAUCAGUAAUACUUUACACCAUUUGAUGUUGGUUUGAAGCAAGAGCCAAAUUAGUCAAUGGUCCGUCAAAUAAAAUACAAUAACGAACGGCCUAGGGACUCGCAAAAUUUGUUCGCUAUAACGAGGUUUCGCUAUAUAGAGGUUCUUUUUCAUGAUAUUUUUCAUUAUUAGUGGGGUAAAGAAAAUCGUUCGUUUUACCGAGGACUUCGUUAUAAUAGAUGUUCGUUACAUAGAGGUUUCACUAGCUGGUUAUAUCGCUAUUUCCGGAAAGGGAGGUGCUGUUCAAAUAAUAAACUAUCGGAUGAUGUUUUCAGGAAACGUUUUUUUGAUACACUAGUCCAAUUUUCACCUAAUAAUCGAAACUCUAUUUCAAAGUAAGCAGAGUGAAAUCAUUUGUUUUCCUUUCUGCGCCAUGUUGUCUAGAUUCGUGACAUUACAAAUUAUUCAUCAAAUAUUUCCUUUAGCCUUUAAAAAAAAAGAUUAGAAAGCACAGCAUGCUACCUUAAACGUUUAACAUAACAUUGGGUUUUAUGACCACAAUUAAGUGACGUAAAUUGAAACUACGUUUUAUGCAUCGUUUUAGCAAACUCGUCGAGUUAAGGUGAAAAUUGCUUGAAAAAGGGCAGUUGGAUUAAAAAAUUAUGAAGGCAAGUGCCAUAAAAUUAUUGUUUACGGAUCUCUACUUUCUCUUUUGAAUUCGGGUUUUGAAAUGAUUGGCACCUGUUGAAUGCCUCCUUAAUGCGCUAACUGGUAAGAAAUAAGUCAACUUAUUUAACGCGCGUGCAAUCCGUUGUACUGUGUCAGUCUUGCGCAAAUCCAAUUUACCAUUUUGUCACAGGUCAGAACUGGAUGUGCCUUUUAUAUCUACAUUAUUCACAAAAGACUUUGUAGGCAUCACGCCCGGUGCUAAUAUCUUGAAUAAAGUGCCUCUAAUCAUGUGCUAAGUGAUUUUCUCUUCAUGCUUGGCUGAGUUUGUAACCGACAAGCAGUGAAUAUGUAUGAAGUUCCUUUACUUAGCCUCCAGUGAGUUUUGUGUAACACUUAACUAUUGUUUCAUGCUCUGUUUGACCGCUGCCGGCAGCGUAAUAAUAAAGUAAGCAGUCGUUAUGUUGUCAAGCCAAACGUGUUCUAACACUAGCAGUAUGUCAAAGUUGGAGCGGGAUUUAUCUCUACUAAACAGCGACAUUGACAAACUUGUAACUUGUCUAUUACGAACUGUUUUAUAACUCUUGGCAUGGGGUUAUGGCAUUGGUAUUUUCAUUAGUUUACAUUAGCGUGUAAACAGCGAGGAGAGGACUCUAACCCUACAUAUUACAUCGCUGGCGUAUUUGCAGGACGAAGUCACAAAGCGUGAAGCAAAACUCUUGUAAGUCUAGCGUAUGCGGCAUUCAGGUUUACGUACGGCACGUAAGACGUGCCCUCAAAACUCAAGGUACGAUUUUAUUUCUGACAGAUACAAUGUUGAAGCACAUUUGGUGGACAGCUUUGCUCGGUCUGCUCUGUCAAUCUCAUUCGCAGUCCUCUCAGGUCAGUAAGACACAAAUCAGUUUUAACUUUGUUUAGAACCUUUUAAUGUAAACUAUAAAAUACCUUCAGUUACAGGUUUUGAACCCCAAAUGAGAAACAGUUAAACACGAUUGCAAGCAAUUCUGUACGCGCUUUUGUCUCCAGCGCGGUCUUUUCUUCACAAAUCGGCAGCAAAAUGGCUUAAACCACGAAAGUGUUGAAAACAACCAGUGAAUUAAUACUGCGACAGCCAAAACGCAAUCAUCUGUGAACAUCAGAUGCCAUUACGACUUCAUAGCGUCGGGUUUUUUUGCUCAAAUACCUGAGCACAAACUAAAAAUUUGUGCUGAGGCCGCAAUGUCCUGAAAAUAGCUAAGAGCUGUAAAUAGUUAUAAUUUAACCUGAUAAGAUCUCUUAUAUUGCCCGUGGCAGUAUGUUGCUUAUUAAAGUGACCAAAUCAUUCUUGACGUAAACUACACGGGAUAAUGGCUAUAUCAGUCCUUUUGACUGUCAAUAUCCUUUAGAAUAUAAGUAUGCGGGUAGCUUAGCCUAAUUACAAGUUCUUUGCCCGUACAUUUAUGUAACAGUGUAUAGAAAUGCCGAGUAUGUCUACAGCAGACUCUUGUUCAGUUAAGAUACUUCUGUUUUAAUUGCCUUUUUAGCUCACUGACCACAAGCCAUGCAUUGGCUGGGAAGUCUGAACCACAUGUGACAUAAUGAAAAGUGAUGCAUGAUUAAUGUUCUUUUGACUUCUAAUGGCAGCUCAAUACCGACACAAACCUUUUUAUUGGCACAAACAAAUUACUCGGUGGCAAAUUAGUUUAAAUCCGUAGUGAUACGGAUAUUUUUUUCUUUUUCUUUUUCACUGAUAAAUCUCUUCAUUCGCGGUAGUGGUAAGUUGAACUUUAGAAGAAGGCAACUGACAAAAAGGCUCGAUAGAAAAGUUUAAUUUAAAUCAAACAUUUUGUAAGGUCUGUGUUCUAAUCACCUGCACUUAUCUGCACUUAUAUCAAGCCAGGGAGGUGACACUGUCCGUUAACUCACUUGUAACGCUGUUAACGUCUUUCUCGCAUACUUGAAAGCACGCUUGUUUUGUCUCACAAAUUCUCUAGUUAGACUCUACUCCUCAUGAAAGGAUGGUGUUGAGAAGAAGUACCACCAUUACUAAAUUUUCAGUGUUUUUCGAUCCCCAAAUUCAGAGAAACAUGUAACACGAACAGAGUCCUCAUGGGUCGGCAUUGAAGUGUUGCAACACAGUGUUUUUGAGUGGGCAUGAUAUCGCCAAGGUCAUGGUGCACCGAGGCGUUAAUGAUUUUCGGUCGCCCAAUAUAGGAAAUGGUUUGUUGUACUUAAAUGAACAGUAAACUCUAACACUUGGUUUAUAUAUUUCUCUACCUUUUUUCUCCUCUCGAACUGCCAAAAUGGGCGAAUACUGAGCUUUUCCUGAGAAGCUAACGCCUUAGAUCGGAUUCUGACAAAUGCCUGAUGUACAAACGAAAUCCGCCUAGGUGUAUAACACUCCGAUGACAAUUUUCUCAUUUCAUUUUUUUGUGUAGAGGGACCACUGGGGGCCGUGGGGAGACUGGAGUCCUUGCACUAAAACAUGUGGAGGUGGAACGACUUCCAGAAUAAGGCAGUGCGUCAGUUCAUCACGGUAAGGAACUUUCGUUUAACUAAGAAGUCUUUCAGCGAAAUAGAUACCAAGACUCCUGGUCCUAUUCUAAUUAAACAACAGCAAUUCUGUUAUUCACUUAAAUAUCUAUCUGCUUCUGCUAUGGCAUUACUAAACCUAGGUAAGUUAAGAUGGCUCAAAAAGUAGCGACAAUAAACCUUCCCUAUUUCUGUUGUAAGUUUUUGAAAUCCUGAAAAGACGUAAAUGAAUUUUUCAAAAUUUGAACUGAGACGUGCUACGAAUACCGUAAGGUCCUAGGAAUCUGUAAGCCUAUACUUUCAAGUGGAAAAAAGACCUGUCAGGUGUAGAUAUUUAAAGGAGUGGUCAGGCAAAUGUUUAUUUGGACGCAUUUGGGACGCUACUGGUAUCACGGAAAGAAGCUGUGGUUCAGUUUCUUUUAGUUAUGUACUCUGAGAGUAGUCUCUUAUUUUCUUCAAAGUCAGUCCCAUUUUGGCAAAAAGCGUUUUUCGUGGAUACGCGCUUACUCCGUCUGAGAAGUCGACGUAUUUAAGAGAAAAGGCGGACUGCAAGCAGUCUAGUACUCCAACUAUGUUCAAGAGCACUUUGUUCCCCGAUAGCCACAUACAGACUUCAGCUUGGGUAUUUUAAAAAUUCUUUUAAAAAAGACGGAAGUAAAUUUUUUCCCUUAUUCUGUUUAACAGAGGAACCACUCCGCCUAGAUAUGUGUUGAAAGUAUACAGGGACAAAAGAAGCUGCCAGGGAGAGGCUAUUCAAUAUGGCACCUGUAACACACAGGUAACUUAGUUGUAACACAAAUAAAUAUUCACACAUCCAGUGUUUUUGUAAGUAAUUCGCUUUUUCAAUUUAUUUUGUUUAAAAAUUUCAGUGCAAAAUUUCUUUGUUAUUCAAGCGUAUAUGCAGCCCUCACACAUUUAAAAGGUCAAGUGUCAGUUUGUAGUAGCUGCCUCUGUUGUGCGCCGUUCCGACCAACCACUUAGCCCUCUAUACACGGUAGACAACAUCUACUUUCUGUCACUGGGGUGUGUUAAUAAACCUCCUUCACUCGAAUUAAAAUUCAAGUGAAGGAGGUUUAUCUGAGAGAGGAAGUGCUAGAUUGAGUUGAUCAGUACAAUAAAAUUUAAAGAUGAUGUUCAGAUUUUUUUUAUUUUUUUAAAUUUUAUUUAUUAAUUUUUUUUGCCGUGUGUAUGAAGUUAUAUGAGCUCGAUCUUUGAAAGAGUUUAGGAUGCCGCACGUUAACUGUUCGACCCGCAAGAUGGAUCAAUGGUUCUCUCCAGUCCGAUGGAAUCGUCCCAAUCUUUCAGAUCGUUCUGGUAUCGCAUCUGGAAUGUUCCGGGGGUCGAAACAAUCACGACCGAGCGAUAUAUGUGGAAGAGCCAGCUUUAGGGAUAGUUGACUAUCUUUCUGCUAUAUAUCACCAUGUCUUUGAUUAUCUAAUCUUGUUCUAAAAUCCAUUCCCGAAUGUUCCUAUAUAGUUAGGAACGCGAUGCCUUCGGUUCACAGUACUUUUUAGUGCUAUUUAUAAUUUAAUCUACAAAACAAUAAUAAACACGUUAACUCACGCGCGGGAUAAAGAAUGCAAUCGCAGUUUCACCCUUCACUAGAUUGUCUGUUUACAAAAAUUAAUUUUAGUUUUGACCUGUUCAAAUAAAAUUUCAGCCUUUUGUGUAUUACAAAGCUUUUUGCUUUAUCGAGUCCAUUAACUGAUUUUUUGGGCGGACCCAAAAACUUCAUGGCCACAGGUGAUUACGCCACUCAUGCUUGACAAUAGAUGAUGGAUCAGUUUAUUAUUAACAAAAGCACUUCUCGGCCCAAGGAAAAACCGCAUUUCAUGGACGAUUAAGCCUACUGACCUUGACUUUUCUGAAGUCAAAUAUGCUGGAAAAAAAUAUAUUGAUCUUCAAUUCUUGAAAAUCUUCAAACGCAUCCGUGGUGAAAGUCAUAAAAAGAGCUAACGAAAGUCUCUUUCUUGUUUAUUUUGCUUAUAGGAAGAAAUAGGUUUAAUGUUAAGGGUCGCUUUCCCCUUUAUUCAUAGCAAUAAGACAAGAAAGGCCAGCCAUCUUUUAAAAAUAAAUUCAUGGGAUGGAGUUAAAAUUCGCUGAAAAUUAAAAGUCAGCUUGCAGGUUCGAGCUUCGCUGAGUUAUUUAAAGCUCGACACUAUACCGACAGUGGACCACUUAGUACCUGUUACUGGAAUACACACAGCAUUGUCGGUCAGUUUGUGGAACAGAGCACAUGAUGAACGUUAAUUUCAAAGACUGCUAAUACGCGGUGGUUGAAUGAAGCAAGUUUCUUUUACUACGAAGGCUUAAAAUGAGACAGACACGUUUCUAUGGUUUCACUGAUUUACGAUCAGGAAGCUCUUAAAAGUGCACUCUUUUCAUUGUCUCUCUAUUUUGCGUUUUGUCUGCAGAAUUGUUACCAAGCCCCAAAAGUCACACGUAAGGUGGCUAUCAAGGCCAGAGCAGAGCAGUGCACCAAGUUUGAUAACACAUCGUUCAAUGGAUACUUUUUCACCUGGAUCCCAUAUUUGAGAGGUAAGAUCACAGCAAACGGUCCUUUUUUGUUACGUUUGGCCAGGUGAGCUAACAUAAUCUUGUAUAAGACCCUCAAGUUUGUUGUCUGCCGAGUGAAACUAAACCUGUGUUCACGUGGUCCUUUUUUCUUUUUUUUCCUUUGCUCCCCCGAAAAAAAUAGAAACUGAAAGAAAGCCUGAUGGCAGGUUAACUGAGAUUCAUGACUCUAGACUCCUAGAGCAGAAAACCUGCGGUAAUCGAUAGUUUACGACUUCACAGUAAACGUCUUUCCAGAAAAGUCGAAAGUAACAUGAAUGACACUCACUCUACCACUAUGAGACAGACACAAAGUUAACCCUAACCCUCAGAAGCAACACUAAUAAACAACCGAUACAAAAAAUCUAUGCCUAAUAAUUCCUACCAAGCGUUGCCUCCCUUGUACUUUGUAGGUGCAUUCUAGUAACUUACCUGUUCCGAUAAUGGGAGCUGAAAUGUUUAUUUUUAAAUCUUAAGUGAAGACUAUCAGACAAGAUGAAUGUCAGCUGAAUUGCCUAGCGAAAGGACACAUGUUUUUCCUUAAACUUCUACCUAAAGUCAAAGACGGCACACCCUGCCUAACGGACCUGAAGAAGGUGUGCAUUGACGGUAAAUGCAAGGUGAGAUGACGGCAUGUAAUUAUGGCGGAUAAGCCAUAAGUCAUAAGUGUAGUUGUAUCUCUUCUGCCAGGAUGCGUAUCAUGUAGAGUCCUGGUAAUUGGCUUCUGCUUGUGCCUAGAACACGGGAGAAUUUGGGCUUGAAUCCUCGCUGCAGAAACAUAUUCUAGGUCCACCUACUGUUCAGGUUUCCUGUCUUUUGAUUUCUUCAUAGUUAUCAUAUGUAAUAUGAUACGACUGAUUCAGUAUGUAUACCUCCUUGCUACCUCUCUGCCAGCAAGCAGGAAAUUCAGGUGCGGAUCCAAUAUCCUGUCUGAAUGACUCAGAAACCCAGGAAAGGCGUAAUCAGAAAAAUUUCACGGAGGUUCAUGCCGCCGCCUCCUCUCGAAGAUUAGGCACUCGUUUAGGAAAUCUUUCAGUAUUUAUCAUAGAUCCGCACCUGGGAAUUAGCUAAGUUGCAAAGAUAAAUGUGCAAAAAAAUACAGGGAGCUGUUAACAGUUACUAUUAUGCAUUGUUCAACCUGUGCUUCAAAACUGAGAUGCGAUACUCACGUUUCUCAAGUUUCGAAGUCAUGUGUAAAACGCACAACUCAGAUCGAUUUUGGCGGGUCAGCGGGUUUGAAACUUCAUAACAAAGCACCGAAUAGUGACUACCACAGCGCAUUUAUUUAAUACUUUCCGGCGGAAAAAGCCAUUUGUUACUUCUUGAAAAUCCUCUCUUGUGAAUACUAAUCCGCUAAGUUUUCAAGCUUAGACGUGCCACAUUAAAAGUUCUUGAAUCAAGAAAAAACUCUGUUAUUCGACCCAACUUUGUUGACGGAAUCCUUCUUAAUUGUGAGCUUUUUAACAUUGCUAAAACUAGUCUACUUCUUUCUGUUCUAGGAGCUGCCCAAGGAAUGUCAAGGUGGUGGAUGUUUUGGUCAAAAGUCUAGUGUUAAACCAAAGCAAAGACGAUCAGGCGUUUUUACCUCCAAAGAUGUUAGACGAGGGAAACUAAGUAUGCGCUUUGCGUAUAAUUAAUCGAGUAACAUAUUGUUUUCCCAUACUUAGCUGGUUUAUUUACGCUUUUUAUGUCCCAAGAGUGACCAACAUAAAUUUUCUCCUAACAACAUCAGUACAUAAUUAAAAGAAAAGUUUACGAGAAUAAAUGCAGUGGUCACCAAAGGGAAAAUGCUUUGAUCUUUGAAAAAUUAAUUCUCUCAACUACUGAGAUCAGUCUCAAGGAGAAUUUGUAUGUGAAUUUUGGGGCUUAAAGGUUUAAAGCUUAUUGAAAGCUUCAGAUAAACAAAUACAUCUUAGAUUGGAAACCUCGCAUAGUUAAGUAAUAUUUGACUCACCAUCGUGAACGAGACCUCUUAGAGGAAAAAGGAAACGCAUUUAGACUCAUUUUCAACUUGGCCGUGUUUCUAUUCCCCUUCACCGUGAAACAUGAUCGAUAACCCACACAAUAUACAGCUAAAAUGUUCCAAAUUUUCUAUAUAAUUACUAAUUGCGAUUCACUGCUGUCUGUACAUUAUAGAUCACCUUUUUAAUGCUAGUAUUUUAUCGCGACCUGUCUUUGUGGCGACGCGAGUAAGUUCGGAAGUUUCUCCCCCUUCAUACUCCUACAUUCAUACCUUACUGAUGAAUGUUCGUUCUGCAGUUUUAGGUUACAAUCCUAUAAUAACCAUACCGGCUGGUGCCACCAAUAUUAACGUCACAGAGAUCAGAAGAAGCAAAAACUAUCUUGGUAAGUUAUGUGGUUUAUAUAAUACUUUUCAUCUUUCCCUACCGUCUUGCUUCAUAACAAAGACUUUGACUUGGAUGAAAUGAGCCCAGGCGUCCUUUCCCUAUUGCGGGGUUCACUGUCUGUAAUUUAUGUGUGGCUAAACAAAAAAAAAGAUGAUUUUCGAGGUAAUCAGAUUGGAGAAUCCGGGCAUCGAUCCCGGUACCUCCCGCAUGCUAAGCGGGCGCUCUACCAUUUGAGCUAAUCCCCCUCUUGAUGUUUUUCACUUGGUUACUUUUUAGCCUGAUGAACUAGACUGAACAACAUUUUGUAACUGAGGUAGAGUCUAAGGCAGUGUCGGGCUAUGCGUCUAGUCUCACAAAUAAUCCCGGAAUGUGAUCGGUAGAUUAGCGCGAAUAGCAGGAGGAACUAAUGGGAAGCCGAGAUACGACAGAAUUAUUUGAGUCUUCAUUUUUCCAACUCUGUUGAUUUGUAAGCGCGUAAGCUAAAAUAUAGACUUCCUUUUUUGAUAAAAACAUCACCAUGCUAGGUUGGGUUAGGGUUAACCCUAGUAUGGUUUUGUUUUGUUUUGUUUAUUUCUUUAGACUGAAUUGGGGGAUUAGCUCAAAAGGUAGAGCGCCCGCUUUGCAUGCGGGAGGUACCGGGAUCGAUGCCCGGAUUCUCCAUACCUUUUUUUUCUUUUUUCUCCUCUUCGUAGCAAAUUUGCUUGCAGCUUCGAAGUGAAAAUCAAAAAAAGGAUAAUGUGGCAGCUGCGCUUCUUAACACCAGCCACGAGACUCUUUUAAUUAAUUCUUUUAAAACUGAGGGCCGCGGUCUAAAACGUACAAAUUAUAUACUAGGAAAUAACGUUCUCUUGAUUGUUUCUACAAAAAUGUAUAUCUUGAAUUAUCUCGGUCAAGUUUUUAAAACUUUUCAUGGCUUCAGCUUUCUGAGUUCAAGUAAUUAUCAGCAAACAAAAGAAGAUUGUGGAGAAUCCGGGCAUCGAUCCCGGUACCUCCCGCAUGCGAAGCGGGCGCUCUACCAUUUGAGCUAAUUCCCCAACUGCGAUGAAUGUUUCUUUUUAGACUAACUUUUUAAAAAAGGUAUUGCAAGAGCACUCAAUUCCCGUCACUGUUUAAGCUCAGUUUUUCUUGGAACUCGAGGCUGAAAUAGGUAGGGUUUGAAAGACCAAACACCUGUCGCUACUUCUUUGUUUUUUUUUUCCUGUUUACUUCAAAGUUUGUCAGCAUCAUUCUGUCGAGCUGUGCACUCGCGCAAGCUUGAAGAGACUUUUUCUAAUCCCUACAAUGGGUGAUUUGAGCUAAUUCCCCUAAUGAUGUUUUCACUUGGUUACUUUUUAGCCUGAUGAACUAUUAAUACUGAACAACAUUUUGUAACUGAGGUAGAGUCUAAUGCAGUGUCGGGUUAUGCAUCUAGUCUCACAACGAAUUCCAGAAUGAGAUUGGUACAUUAGCUCGAAUAGCAGGAGGAAUUAAUGGAAGCCGAGAUAUGACAAAAUUAUUUGAGUCUUCAUUUCUCCAACUCCGUUGAUUUAUAAGCGCGUAAGCUAAAAUAAAGGCUUCCUUUUAUGAUAAAAACAUCACCACGCUACGUGAAAAAGGUUGAAAAAAAUAAUAUGAGCUUCGAACGUUCUCUUUGGACAUAUAUUCUAUUAUGUUUUUGUUUUGUUUUGUUAAUGCCUUUCGACAGGAUUGGGGAAUUAGCUCAAAUGGUAGAGCGCCCGCUUUGCAUGCGGGAGGUACCGGGAUCGAUGCCCGGAUUCUCCAUAUCCUUUUUUCCUUUUUCCCAUCUUUCUUUUGUCUAACAAAAAUAAUGAAAGAGCUAUAUUCUUUUUUGCCAUGAAAUUUAUUUUGCCGUAUGUUUCUCAGUAGCCAUCGAAAAAGGGGGGAUUAGCUCAAAUGGUAGAGCGCCCGCUUUUCUUUUUUCCCUUUCCUUGCAGCAGUAAAUUAAACUGGAGCAAAAAAGUGAACAAAACUGGAUAAUAUAGCAACUACAGAAUAUUCCCCACGAGUCCAGCAGAUUCAAACUGUUAAUUUACGAAAUAAUACCCUCUGUUGCAACUUGAUAACUGUUGCAAAAUAUUCGUUUACUAAAUAUUCCCACUCUCCUGUCUUUAAAAUUCAAAUAAUGAUGAGCAAAAAUAAAAGAAUGGAGAAUCCGGGCAUCGAUCCCGGUGCCUCGCGCCUGCUAAGCGGGCGCUCUACCUCUUGAGCUAAUUCCCCCAUCGAUGGUUUUUUUUCGGUGUUGUUUAAAAAAUCUUGACUCUGAUUAAUGAUUUCGAACAGCCUUUUGUAACUGAAGGUCUGGUUAACUGCUGUCAGGCUGUACGUCUAGUUUUAACACAAUUCCUCACUGGAAAAGCUUGGAAGAAUACGCUAGAGUUCUCCAUUACUUUGUUCUGAACUGACCCAUUCUUUUUUUGAACAAAAAUAAUGCGAACGUUUCUUUCUCUCUUUGCAAAAGUAAUUCUUAAUUUAUUUGUCCUAAGUGGUGAGACUUCCCAAUAACUGGGGAAUUAGCUCAAAUGGUAGAGCGCCCGCUUUGCAUGCGGGAAGUACCGGGAUCGAUGCCCGGAUUCUCCAUGACUUUUUUUUUCCUUUUUUCCGUUUCUUAGCGGGAAGCAAUAGUUAAGAGUGAGAAAAAAAACGCUCGCCCUGGAACUCUUUUUUAUUCUUCUAAAGUUACAGGGCAGUCCAACAGAUUCAAAUUAUAGGAGAUAUUUUUUUCUGUGCCGCGCACUUUGACUGCCGCUGCAGUCAAAACAACUUAAGUGAUGAUCAGGAAAAAAGAAGACUGGAGAAUCCGGGCAUCGAUCCCGGUACCUCCCGCAUGCGAAGCGGGCGCUCUACCAUUUGAGCUAAUCCCCCAACUACGACAUUUGACAAAUUUAAAAAACAGGUUUUGCAAGAGAACCUGCUGUAAUAUUUUAUACAGCAAGAAUUUUGCAUUGUAUAAUUUUUUUUAGAUAAAAUCCUUGGUAGUGAAAUGAUCAGGGCCUUUUUGGUAAAGACGCUAGAAUCUUGCUGCAAUCUCAAAUGUCAAAGAUGGCUGUGCGCAAACUAUCAGCCGAAGUAUAGCGACAGUGGGUUGAAGGUUUAAUAAAGGAUUUUAUUUAUAUUUACAGCUCUUAAGUCUCACGAUUCAAACAAAUAUUACAUCAAUGGUAACUGGGUUGUUGACCCGCCAAGAAGAUAUAACGUAGCCGGAACGACAUGUUAUUAUUCAAGACCUCGCAGAAACACUGGAAAUGAAGUAGAGGCCUUUAUCGCUGCAGGACCAACUACCGAAGAUCUUGACGUAAUGGUGAGGAUCAAGUUUUAAAAGUUUAAAUUGAUUAAACCGGGGAUGGACCCACCUUGGGAGGACUAAAAAAUCAUUAGAAUUUGUUUCGUUUUUCAUCUUAGUCAAAAAAAGAAAGUGGAGAAUCCGGGCAUCGAUCCCGGUACCUCCCGCAUGCUAAGCGGGCGCUCUACCAUUUGAGCUAAUUCCCCGUGCUUAAUAUAGCGCCGUGGUAGAAAGAAUGAAAAUAUAUUCCACUUGCACUGCCACUCCAAAAAAAUUAAAACUGUGACUGUAAAAGAUAAGACUCUUUCACUUCAUUCAAGUUGUUCGAUUAUAGUACGUUGCAGUACGUUGCGUAGAAACAAGAUGUAUACACAAUGUUGACCUUUUCCUUUUCCUCCUUCAUCAGUUGCUUUAUCAAAACGACGAACCUCAAAUCAAGUAUUCGUACCUUCUUCCAAGAAAUUACCCAAAUACACAACACCAGCGAGGACAACAAGCACAGCAGCCAGCGGAACCCGCUCCUAUUGGUCACAGAGGCUUGGUGACACAGCCCACCCAACCUACCUCUAACAGGAACGCUCAUGCUUGGAGACUCACAGGGUUCACACAGUGUACCCACUCGUGCGCAGGAGGUAGCACAUCUUCAGCUAAUCACUUUCAUUUAACCUGAUUUGGUAUUGUCGAUAAUAGAGUGGUUUUCAUUUGAGUGUCGAAAGGUAAUUGGUUUUGCGUUUACUACGCUACGUGAUUGGCUUAAAAGAUUCGCGCCACUUUUUUAUCCAAUCAGAAGGAAAACCAAAACCAAUUGUGUCACGCUCGCAUGCAUUUUCCCGCGCUUUGCGGCAGCUACAUGUAAUUACUUCGAGUUUUAAUUGGUUCACUGUUUUGUCUGUGUCCUUUGUGAUUGGCUAGAGUACUUACUUUGGUUUUGGUUUUACGAUACUCAAAUGAAAACCGCUCUAAUUUGAUAUAUCUGACUUGUUAUGUGGCCGGAUUUUUAAAAUAUAUUGCGUACCUUUUAUUUAUUAACUAUUCUUAUCAGGUGUCAGUCCUUAAAAGGUUUUAUUUUGACCCAACAGGCAUUCAGAAGACGGUACAUCAGUGUGUUUCCUUGGCGGAUAAUUCAUUUGUUGAACAGUCACUUUGCUCGGCGGACCCGAAACCACCGCAGAGACAGAGAGUUUGCAACUUGCAAUCUUGUCCACCAAGGUAAACGGUAACUGUAAUUAAAAAGUCUUUUUUCUACAAAGGCUUUUAUGUUCUCUUGACAAACGUCAUGGCUUUCUCAACGUAUAGUUUAGUGACUACUAUGGAAUAAGCUUAUUUUCGAGUGGCUUAACGUAAAAGAUAAGAGUUUUGGUGUGAGUCAGCCGCAGAUUAUGUCCUUUAAGCCUUGCUUCCAUUGUUUUUUUUAAAAUAGUAACUAACCCUCUAUAUGUUUUUUAUGUCACCAGAGGGACACUUACAGCUUAGAUGAACUUAUAUAGCUAUAGCUCAUUUCUUCCCGCACCAUAAUUAUUAAUUUUUCCCAUGAUCAUGUUAAUAUAAGAUUUGGACACAAGAGUAGAUUCUGAUUCAACUGACGUGACUGCAGGUGGGAGCCCGGUGGCUGGGGCAAAUGUUCUAAGACAUGUGGAGCUGGUUUACAGAUCCGGAAUCUCCGGUGCAAGCAGCUUGUUGAUAAUAAUGGUCACAGACAGCAGCAGAUGUUACCAAUCAGCUAUUGCCGUCAGUGGCAGCGACCUGUUCCAAGCCGGAGCUGCAACUUACAACCAUGUCCUCUUCCCGCGAAUUGGACAGUUGGAGAAUGGGGCAAGGUAAUUACCUUAGGCCUCCUUCCCACCAGUUUGAAUUCUCCCUUCCUGCCCCACACCCCCACCCCGCCCCCCACAACCUUCAAUUCCCAGUUACAUAUAUGCCAACUUAACCGCGAACAAAAGGGAAAUGAGUCGAUUGUAAGCCAUCCGAUUCUGAGCGAUCUCUCUUUCGUAUAUGCAGCUCUUUCUGAGAACUAUAAGCUUUUCACCUAUGAGGUUGUAAACGCCCGAGCUUUCAGUGAUAUGACAUAGAUUCGGUGGAUACAGAUCUACUCAUAUGGCAAUGUCCAAUGAUAUUGAGGUCGCUCACACGACUGCCAUUGUCAAUUUCGUGUCAGAGAUAUAUCCUUGCUGUGAUAUAUUCACUGAGAUCGAUAUCUUUAAAGCCUAUGCGCUAGCCUUCACUGUAUUCCGUUCUUUUCGUCUCUAACUCGAAGGUCAUAUUUGCAGUGUUCCGUUACUUGCCAAAGAGGAGUCAAACAGCGGGCCGUGCGAUGUGUGGACAUAAGUAACAGUCUCGUAAACGAAAGCUUCUGUAGUCACACCCAGAAGCCUUCAGCAGUGGUUUCCUGCUUUGCUGGCUCGUGCAAGAUGGAAUGGUUUGCAAGCAAUAAAUGGUCUCAUGUAAGUGCAGUUCACUCCGGUGUCGGUAUUGUUCCGUUUGAGAAGACUUUCAGACUGCUCUGAUCUUUUACCCAAAACAAACCCAAACAAAACUUGCUAAAAGUACGAAAGGACCGCAAAAAAAAGAUCCAGUCUAACUGCAUGACUUUUGAAUUUCUUGAACAUCAUGUAAGAUAUGCUGCUCAUUAAAAACUUCCGGUUUUCUCAUAUAGUGUUCAGUUCUCUGUGGCAAAGGAGAGCAAAGUCGCCCUGUGAUGUGUGGAAGGAAAGGAGGAGACGCCAUCUCAUCAGAUCACUGCUCACAGGAAAAUAAACCAAGUACUACCCGACAAUGUAAUAUUGGCAAGUGCCAGGCAAUAUGGGUGGCAUCAGAUUGGAGUACGGUAAAAUAUAUUUAGCAUGAGAGAUAGACCUUGUUUGUUCACCUCACCACCCUAGUUAAAAUAACAUUCUUUCUGUCGCAAUAUAUAGUUUACCUAUGUAACAUAGAAAAUCAACAGUUUGAUAAUGAGUUCCCCUAACUUUCACAAGCACUUCCUAAAAUUAGGAAGGCGUUGAAGGACUUCAAGUUUUACUAAAGUAAGCUAAAGUAGUACACUUGAGUUAAAGCCGUGCAUGUCAUCGGGUGUAAAUUGGUCUGAAUGUAACAACGCACAAACUUUGUCCCUCUCUUUUGGGUCAUCAAAGAUAACGACAUGCUAACAAAGCAAAUUAAUUCCAUUUACCUGACAGUGUUCGGUAGAUUGUGGGAGAGGUACACAAGUCAGAUCAGUGUUCUGUGCGGGUGUGGAUAAGGGCAAGUACCAGGAAUUUCCGGAUGAGGCUUGUCCACGUAGUUCAAAACCAGCAAGUGUUCAGCCAUGUAGCAGCCGUAUAUCCUGCAAACCACAAUGGUUCACGACAAAGUGGGGCAAGGUAAAAUGAACUCAUACUUUAUCAUUAAUUCUAUUAAAACGAAUGAUAGUAAUGACCGUGUUUGUUUGUAUCAGUAUGAAUUUUAGAAUCACGUCCCCCAUGUAAGGGAAAUUCAGGAAUCCUGGGCGUUGGAAUCCGGAAUAUAGUUCAAGGAAUCCGGGAUCCCACUAACGAUUGAAGUCCAACAUCAAAUCAAAGUUCUGCCGACAGAGAAUCCAGAAUCGAGCACCUGGAAUCCGUAAUCCAUGGCUUGGAAUCCAGAACCCAGACAGUAUUAGUAUUGGAUUACUUAGUUUACAUAGGACGAAUCACGUUACCGCAAACGACUAUUUGUACCACGUGACUGUCUCAGUACCGUCGUAAUUCUACAGUCUACACAAAAACUAGCAGAUUCAUGUCAGGUUCAUCAAUAAGAUUGAACAGUUCUGACUUCUCUUUCAUCCAUCGUGUUCUAGGAAUGUUAAAAUUGGUAAAACUACUAAGGGUCACUUCUUCUAUCUGUUUAUUCGCAGUGUUCUCGAUCAUGUGGUGGCGGAAGUCAGGUCAGAAAAGUAACGUGCCUGAAUCAUGAAGGAAAAGCUACCAGAGACUGCAGCUCAAGAAACAGACCGCUUCACUAUCAACGCUGCAAUAAUACGCCUUGCCCAACAUCAUCUGAAUAUUUAGGACAAGUGAAAAACUGUCAUGAUAUUUAUACUCGUGGACUAUGCUUUUAUGUAAUACAAGCGAACUUCUGUCAGUAUUCACAUUACCACAGGAUGUGUUGCAAUAGUUGCCAGAGAAGACAUUGA